CAAAAGAGCCGGAAGGGUGGGGCCCAUCUUCCUCACCAAUAAUUGAUCAUUCCUUUUCCUCCUCCUAAAGCCUAAAUCCCCUCUGCGCUCUUGCGGUCCUUCACUAUCUCCCCUUCUCCUAGCCCGCUAUCCAACCAUUCUCAAAAUCCCCUUUCUACUCCGCCCACACUCCUAAACCCUAAACCCACACCAAUUUGCAGUUUCCAUGCCGCAAUCGUGAAAAGAAAAAAAUAAAAUAAAAUAAAUAAAAAUGCCAUCUUUACACCAUUUACUCCUCCCGCUUUCCGCCGUCUUCAUCAUCUCGGCGGCGGCGGCGGCGAAUCCCGUCGUGUCUCAGGAUUCCUCCAUAUACGAAAUCCUCAGGCUCCACGGGCUGCCGAUGGGCCUUCUCCCAAAGGGCGUGACGAACUUCAGCCUGGACAAUUCAGGGAAAUUCGAGGUCCGGCUGGACCGGGCCUGCAAUGCCAAGUUCGAAAACGAGCUCCACUACGAUGCCAACGUGUCGGGGACGAUACAGUUCGGCCGGAUCGACGGGCUGUCGGGGAUAUCGGCUCAGGAUUUGUUUCUAUGGUUUCGGGUUAUCGAAAUCCGGGUCGAUAUCCCGAGCUCCGGUCUGAUCUACUUCGAUGUCGGCGUCGUCUCCAAGCAGUACUCAUUGUCCACAUUCGAAACUCCGAGGGACUGUUUGGCUGUUCCUACUCCCGACGGGGACAAUGUUUUGCAGACUGUUUCUGAGACUCUGCCCAGGAAACUCCAGUUUGAGCUUGAUCAGGAUAAUCUUGCGAGGACAGCAUUGUAAUUUUUGAGGUGGUGAAAAAAGGGCACACGAUAGCUCAAUCACAUUACGGAAUUUACGAUUCGCAUACAUAUGUACAAGUCUUGUAUGUAUUAUUCACGUCUCAUUCUCCUCGAUAGUAUUGUGCGAAAUCAAAAUCUGCAGGGAGGAGUGAAAGGGAAUUGUUGUGGGAAAAACACCUGGAGGAGUGAAAGGAACAAGGUGAAUUAUUUUUUGUACUUAUGUCAAAUUGAUUUAUUACGUAUACAGAAAACGAAUGCAAUUGUUUGAGUUUUGGUUCAUUCCAUGUAUUGUAGUAUAAAGGGUAAGAUGAUGAGUUGUUAUACAUACUUUCUCUUGUGGAGGUAAAUAAGGGCUAGAGGUCUUUGUUCCGUAAUUCUGUAUUGUAUCAGAUGUAUUUUUUUUUUUUUU
This is a messenger RNA of Striga asiatica, 1207 nucleotides long. The record is from the annotation of a GenBank genome assembly. Lineage: Eukaryota; Viridiplantae; Streptophyta; Magnoliopsida; Lamiales; Orobanchaceae.